Molecule: messenger RNA, 2245 nt
Organism: Cinara cedri
Lineage: Eukaryota; Metazoa; Arthropoda; Insecta; Hemiptera; Aphididae
Source: the annotation of a GenBank genome assembly
UUUUUUUGGAAUAAAACUAAAAUUCUGAAUUUUUAUUCGUAAUUUUUAUUUUUAGUACCAAGUUAAUAGUAAUUAAUAUUUAUUUAGUUCACGAAUAAAUAAAUAAUUUAAAUUUUUAAUGUUUUGUCUUAUAUUAUAUUUUAUAUAAAAUUUAAAUUAGUUUUUAUAUUUAAAUUAACUGAAGAUGAUUUAAUGACCUUAGUAAUACAAUACUUUUUAAAAAUAGGACUAGAAAAAUGAUCCGUAAAAGGGUAGAUCGUAAAUGAAAAAUAAAACAAUUUUAAAAUUGUUUAUCUCCAAUUAAAUUAAUGUAUUUUUUAAAUUAUGUACAGAUUGUACAUUGUUUUAUUUUAUUUGUUCAAUUUUGUCAUAUGCCAACAUGACCACGGUCAUUCUAAAAGUUUGUAUGACAAAUGUGAGUAUAAAAAUCUAUAAUUUGUACCUACUAUUUGUUCAAAAUUUAUUUUCAAUUUCCUUAAAAAUAAAAAUGUAAAAUUUAUGAUACACAUUUCAUUAAGGAGAAUUGAAAGUAGUGAUUUAUGUUGAAAUACCUAACUAAUUAAUGUAUAUAUAUAUGUAUUUAGUAUCCAACCAAAUGAUUAACAAAAUUAAUAAAGCUAAAAAAGAAUAUACUCCUUGUGAAACAAAAAAUGGAACAUGUUUCUUUUCAAAUAUUCUAGAUGAUCUAGAAACAUUCAAUAGUGGUAUUACUCAUGAAAUGAUAAUUGCAGCAGCUGACAAGUAAUAUACCCUACAUUUGUUUCUCCUGUUCAAUUAUUGUUUUUAUUAUUAUAUGUAGAGGAACUCGAUAUAUGAUUUUCAACCAUGACUUAUAUAGAGAAACAAAAUGUAUGUUUCCUGCACGAUGUGAAGGUAUUGAAUAUUUUUUAAGUAAAAUUCAAUUAAAUACUCCAGAUGUAGAGUUUAUUGUAAAUACAAGAGAUUGGCCUCAAAUUAUAAAACAUUAUGGUGAUCCUAAACCGGUUUUUUCUUUUAGUAAGGUGAGAUUUGUUUUGUAGUUCAGAGUUUAAAAUAUGUUUUUAAUUUAAGAUUGCCUACUUGGUAAACUGUUAAACUGUUAAAUCUAUUACUCCGUGUUCUAGACAAAUGAUUAUGCUGAUAUUAUGUAUCCUGCAUGGUCUUUUUGGAGUGGUGGACCAGCAAUCAAACUUCAUCCAUCAGGACUUGGUAGAUGGGACUCAAUAAGAAAAUCAAUUUUGAAACAAACUGAACAAUGGCCGUGGAAAGAAAAAAUCACUAAAGGUUUUUUUCGAGGUUCUAGAACUAGUGAACAACGAGAUUCACUCAUUCUUUUAUCGAGAAAUGAACCACAUCUUGUGGAUGCCGCUUAUACAAAAAAUCAAGCAUGGAAAUCUGAUAAGGUACCAUAUUCUGUAAAUAAAGACAAUCUUAGUAUACUAUAAUCAAUAAAAUUUAUUAUAGGACACACUUUAUGCUCCACCAGCAGACGAAAUAUCAUUAGAGGACCAUUGCCAAUAUAAAUACUUAUUUAAUUUUCGAGGUGUUGCAGCUAGUUUUCGUUUCAAACAUCUUUUCUUAUGUAAAAGUUUAGUUUUUCAUGUUGGAGAAGAUUGGAAAGAGUUUUUCUAUCAAUUUAUGAAACCAUGGUAUCAUUAUGUACCAAUAAAUCCAAAUGCAUCCGAAAAAGAUAUUAAGUAAUUUAGUUUAUAAUACAAAUAUAAAAUUUAAAUACAAUAGACAAAAACUUAUAUUAGUCUUAUUAUAGAAAUAUUUUAAUAUUCUUCAAAGAACACGAUGAUUUAGCCAAAGAAAUUGCAGAGCAAGGGUAUCGUUUUAUCAGAACCCAUUUGAGAAUGAAAGACGUAACAUGGUAUUGGGAAUCAUUGCUACACGAAUAUGCCAAACUAUUGAAAUACAAACCGAAAUUAGACAAUCAACUUAACUUAAUAAAUAGGUGAUCCUCUACAGGGUAAAUAAAUAAGUAUUUUGUAAAAAUGAACAAUAUGAUUUAGGAAUUUAUGAAGACUGUAAUUUAUCACAAUUUUAAAAAUCGCAAACAAAGUAUUAUUAUUAUUAACUCUAACAUUGUGCAUACUAUUUCGUCAUAAAAAGAAAAAAGUUUGUUUUUACUGUUCAAUAUUUUGUAUUUAUUAUGGAUUAAAUUGUUAUAAAGAAUUAAACUAUGAAUAUAUUGAAACACUAAAACUACAGCAAUUAAAAUAUUACAAUUAUUAUGCUCAAAUUUGUUUUUUUAAUUUUUUCA